GAAGCCGGCUCCUGUAGCUCCUCUGACCCGCUGUCAGCUCGAGAAGACAUCAUUCCGCUUCCUCCUCAUCUCGUCGCUGGCUGUGUCUCGACCCUUUAUACUCAAUAAGGUUCUAAGAUGUCUCCAAAGAUCAAGGCCGGCUCUGUUGUGGAGAUGCAGGGAGACGAGAUGACUCGGGUCAUCUGGGAGCUCAUCAAGGAGAAGCUCAUCUUCCCGUACCUGGAGCUCGACCUGCACAGCUAUGACCUUGGCAUGGAGAACCGAGACGCAACAGACGACCGGGUGACGGUUGAGGCAGCGGAGGCGGUCCGCCGUUACAACGUGGGCGUCAAGUGCGCUACCAUCACGCCAGAUGAGAAUCGCGUGGAGGAGUUCAAACUCAAGCAGAUGUGGCGCUCGCCCAAUGGGACCAUCCGUAACAUCCUGGGGGGGACCGUGUUUAGGGAGGCUAUCAUCUGUAAGAACAUCCCUCGCCUGGUGACUGGCUGGGUCAAGCCCAUCAUCAUUGGCAGGCACGCACACGGAGAUCAGUACAAAGCCACAGACUUUGUCGUGCCUGGGCCUGGGAAAGUAGAGAUGACCUACACUCCUGCAAAGGGAGAGCCAGUCAAAUUUGUUGUUCACGAGUUUGAGGGCACAGGAGGUGUAGCUCUGGGAAUGUACAACACUGACAAGUCCAUCAGGGACUUUGCCCACAGCUCCUUCCAGAUGGGUAUAUCCAAAGGCUGGCCUCUCUACCUCAGCACCAAGAACACCAUCCUGAAGAAGUACGACGGCCGCUUCAAAGACAUCUUCCAGGAGAUCUACGAAAAGGAAUAUCGUGCUCAGUUUGAGGCCAAAGGAAUCUGGUAUGAGCACAGACUGAUUGAUGACAUGGUGGCCCAGGCCAUGAAAUCUGAGGGAGGCUUCAUUUGGGCCUGCAAGAACUACGAUGGAGAUGUGCAGUCUGACUCUGUGGCACAAGGGUACGGCUCUCUGGGUAUGAUGACCAGCGUUCUGAUUUGUCCUGAUGGACGCACAGUGGAGUCAGAGGCUGCCCACGGCACCGUGACCCGCCACUACAGGCAACACCAGCAGGGAAAAGAAACCUCCACCAACCCCAUCGCCUCCAUCUUUGCAUGGACGCGAGGUCUCCUCCAUCGGGCCAAGCUGGACAACAACGCAGAGCUGCGAGUCUUCUCUGAGGCACUGGAAGCCGUUUGCAUUGAAACCAUCGAGGCUGGUUUCAUGACCAAGGAUCUGGCUAUCUGCAUCAAAGGCCUCUCAAAUGUGACCCGUGCCGACUACUUGAACACCUUUGAGUUUCUGGACAAGCUGGCAGAGAACCUGAAGAUUAAGCUGGCUAGCCAACCCAAACUGUGAUCUCACAUCUGGGCCGCCACCACAGUUAAAUACAAGACAUACACACAUUCAAACACAUCUGUACAGUUAUUAGAUUUUUGAGUGUCUGCUCAGGACUCCAGGUCUUACAACUGCAAGUCGUUUUCUCUCUCAAUCAUGGAGGGUGCCUUGACCAGAAGAAAGGGAGGCUUCUAAAUUAGUAGUAAGCUAAAGGCCACAGCUGUGACGGUGAAAUCAUUUAACACCAACAUUAACAGGACUCUGUGCCCUCCGUUACCCUAAUUGCACUAAAUCCCCUGAAUACACUGCCAGUAUUUGUUGUGUGUGUCUGUGUGUUCAGAGGGAGCCUCCAGACCUUCGCUGCCUUAUUUGUUUUGUGUCAAAGUCAUUGAUUGAUCUGUAGCAGAGUCACCAUUCAUUCCAUGAGACACUACACAUGCAGCCCCCUCAUCUCACACCACCCACAAACCAACAGCAUUAAACUACUUUUUGAGUUUUUCUACUGGUUUGAACUCGUCACAGUUGUUAAGGAGAUGUAUUUCUUCAUCAUUCAUGCCUUUAUAUGUGUGUAAUUUCAUUAAAAUCCAGAGUAACUGAUCAUGUUCUGCCAAAUUCAUCUCUUAGUUUGUAUUCAAUGUCAUGCUUGUCCAUUCCUUAUAAUAAAAGUGUUUUUGACUGACUAA
This is a messenger RNA of Mugil cephalus (flathead mullet), 2024 nucleotides long. RefSeq names its product isocitrate dehydrogenase (NADP(+)) 1 (gene idh1). Gene Ontology annotation, molecular function: magnesium ion binding; NAD binding; isocitrate dehydrogenase (NADP+) activity. The record is from RefSeq and is a predicted model, not a curated record. NCBI's taxonomy places the organism in Eukaryota, Metazoa, Chordata, Actinopteri, Mugiliformes, Mugilidae. The transcript is spliced from 9 exons. The coding region runs from base 118 to 1362 and encodes 414 amino acids. Gene Ontology annotation, cellular component: peroxisome; cytosol; mitochondrion. Gene Ontology annotation, biological process: isocitrate metabolic process.